Messenger RNA from Pyrenophora tritici-repentis Pt-1C-BFP, 1584 nucleotides. Its product is annotated as Atrophin-1 multi-domain protein. Gene Ontology annotation, cellular component: mitochondrial inner membrane. The record is from RefSeq and is a predicted model, not a curated record. NCBI's taxonomy places the organism in Eukaryota, Fungi, Ascomycota, Dothideomycetes, Pleosporales, Pleosporaceae. Gene Ontology annotation, biological process: mitochondrial fusion; mitochondrial coenzyme A transmembrane transport. Gene Ontology annotation, molecular function: coenzyme A transmembrane transporter activity.
AUGGCAACCUCGCGCGAUGCUCCAAAUCCCCUACGGCCCUACUACAUUCCACCGUCUAUUGGCCUGCCGGUAGAUGUCCCGCAGAACCAGACGGCCUCUGCACUUCCGCCCGCCUACAAACCAUCCAACAGCAGUAAAUCAAGUCUGGGGAGUCAGGCACGCGACAUUCUCUCCGACCUCGACUAUGACUCGUACUUUCCAGAGAGCUCGCCUACGAUAGCCGGGCACGCGAAGAAGCUGCUCGACCACGCACUGUGGAAUUACACGAGCGUACUGCUUGCCCAACCUUUUGAGGUCGCCAAGACGAUACUCCAGAUUCAAGAGGCAAAGGAACAGUUGUCGGGGCUAAAGGGAGAUAGCGACUUUGGCCAUAAGAGUAGACCGGAGAGUUAUUCGAGCGGGAAAUUCGAGGAUUAUCCGCCCUCUGACGAAUCGGAUGAGGACUCGCCCAGCUACUUCACAUCGACUGCGCCGCGCGCAACUCCCUCAGCGUCUCCAUACUCACCUGCCGUCUCACGAUCGCGGUCCCCACGGAAGCGCCAAAGACAUGUUGACAGCCAGUCACGCUCUCGGACGCCAACGCGACCGCCCCCACCUGCCCUCCGCAAACUAGACCUCAAGCGAGCAGACUCCCUCCUUGAAGUCAUAGGACAACUAUGGCAAAAGGAAUCAGCAUGGGGUGUAUGGAAGGCCACAAAUUGCACUUUCAUUUACAACUUCCUCCUCAAGACAACCGAGGGCUGGUUUAGGAGUCUUAUCUCCGCCCUGUUGAACAUACCAGACCCAGGUCUUGUGGGCUCAGCAGGAAGCGGGAUAGGAGGGCUGGAUAUACUAGACAGCCCUAGCCCCCUGACCUCCCUCGGCGUCGCCGUCGCCGCAACUGCCAUCGCAGCUACCCUCCUCGCACCCCUCGACAUGGUGCGCACACGCCUCAUCAUCACCCCCAUAUCCUCCUCGCCACGAUCCAUAUACCCAUGUCUCUCCCUCCUCCCGUCCUUCUCCGUCACCCCCAGCCUCCUACCGGCAACCAUACUGCACGCCUGCGUGCCAACGCUCAUCUCCUCCUCCACACCCCUCUUCCUCCGCUCCACCCUCAGUAUCGACCCCAUCCUCACACCCGCCACCUACUCAUUCAGCACAUUCCUCUCCUCCACAGCCGAACUCUUCAUCCGUCUGCCCCUCGAAACAGUCCUCCGCCGCGGCCAAGUCGCCACCCUCCAAGACCACGAGACUCAGCGUCUCGCUUCAGAGUACAAAUCCCCGCCUAGCCGCGGCAAGAGCCCGGCUUACGGUCUAGACAAGUCGUCGAGCUCUGAGACGAGCUUCAAGACUAUUGUCGAGCCCGGUCAGUAUAGGGGCGUGCUUGGCACAAUGUGGUUUAUUGCUCGCGAAGAAGGUAUUACCAUUGAGGGACCUAAUGCGGCAAAGGCUGCGAGUGCAAAGGCUAUGGGCUUUUCGCGACCGCCGCGUACAAAGAAGGGGCAGGGUGUUCAUGGCUUGUGGAGGGGGUGGAGAGUGGGUAUUUGGGGGCUUGUUGGUAUUUGGGGUGCGGCUGCCUUGGGUGGAGGUGGUGGUGAAUUUUAG